GGGUUAGAAGAUACUCAACUCAAUCUGCCGCAGUGCCGCUUGAUGUUAUUCUUUCUACGUUUGUGACAAAAAUACUGUUUUACUGAAAAACUUUCUCACAUUUCGACUCUUCAGACUAAAUUUCAGAGAGUGAUUAUUAUUGGCAUAAUGAUAUCGCGUUCAAACUGAAAUUCGCAAAAUGUCAGAAGAUCCAUCAGAAUUUUUCCUUGCGCUCACUGCGCAACUAAGGAAUAAUUCCCUUUGGAAAAAUGCAAGUCCACGCUUUACUCAGCUAUUGACUGAAAAGAUCUGGGACAAAAAUCUGUGCAAAGAGCUCUGCUCAGAGUUGGUGGAAGGAAUCAUUGCUCAACCAGAACGUUCAGAAACAAUCGCAAAAGUAUUUCCUCAACUUGUACUUCCCAUCUUGUCCUGGGCAUCUACAAACCCAAGAUGGCCAGAAAAGAGGGUUUUUAUUUUAGCAAAUAUGGCUGGAGUUAGCCCUGACGCUAAAAGAUUUGCACAAGAAAAGCUAUACCUGACCAAGGGCCCUUUUGAGGAAUCGACCUCAUGCGAACCGCCUCAAUCAAAGAAGAGAUGCAAAAAUCAGUUGCCCUCUUUGGAAGCUGUACUAGACCUUCUGAAAUCAGAUCAGCCAUAUUUUGCUUGCUUGUGGAGAUGGUCGCACUUGAUUGCUAAGCUCGGCAGCUCAGAUUCAGAGCAUCAAUGGCUUAGCUAUUUAUGCAUUCAAUUGGCGCUUGGAAUACCUGAAAAGGAGAAGACCCUGAUGUGCAACAAUGAUGAUAUGACAGCUUGGGUGUUGAACUACUCUGAAACCAAGCCCAGACUUUCGUUUUCAACAAGAUGUUCCCCAGGCCAAGAAACUGCCAUGAACUGGAUUGGUGAGUGCUGUCCUGGCGUAGUUAAUGUGGCAGGUGUGAUGCUACAAACAAAAUCGAAGAAGCCAAAGUUCCUGAGUGAGAAAUCGCUUGUGAUGGUUCCAUCUACCAAGGCCAACUUGCGCAGUUUGGCAGUAGCAGUCACUGCGGGUCAGAGUGUGCUGCUGCAAGGCCCUGUUGGUUGUGGAAAAACAGCUCUCAUUGAACAACUUGCCAUGAUGACCGGCAGAUGUGGACCUCCUGAACUCUUGAUCGUUCAGCUUGGAGAGGAAACAGAUAGCAAAAUGCUUUUAGGUGGAUACAGAUGUUCUGAAAACCUUGGUGAAUUUGUCUGGAGACCUGGAAUUUUGACACAGGCUGUUGAGAAAGGCUCGUGGCUUAUUCUUGAGGACAUUGACUGUGCCUCGUCAGAUGUUUUGUCAGUGCUUGCGUCUCUACUUGAAACUGGAAAACUGGCUGUACCCGGAUACAGGGAUUGCAUCCAAGCUGCUACUACAUUCCAGCUCUUUGCAACCAGGAGAACUACACAGGGUUUCAGCCAAGUGUCUACUACAAACAUGUUGGACAAGAUUUGGAUGCAAGUCAACGUAGAGCCUCUGGCUAGACAUGAGCUAGAAAUGGUCAUUAAAAAGAAGCACCCUCAACUUGAAACUGUUGUGUCAAGGCUGCUGGACGUGUUCUUAGUGUUCUCAAGAGGCAGCCACUCGACUGCUCUUGAAUCACAGCCCACCAUGCCUGUCAGUGGAAUGGACAUAGCACCAGAUAUAAAACCACCAAAUUUAGCUGGCAGACUGAUUUCAACAAGAGAUUUGCUCAAGUGGUGUGCUAGAGCGUCUGUUGAUUUCAAGGAAGGAUCAGCAGAAUGCGCAUUGAGAAUUUUGCAAGACGCAAUAGACAUUUUCUCAUGCGCAGCCCCAUCAGAAGAGGAAAGACACAGAUUGGCAGUUGCUGCUUCGGACAGGCUGGGAAUAGCCCACCCAAACGUACCCUUCUUUUGCAAAACAUACAAACCUUAUAUCAAGUCGACUCAUUCAAACUUUAUCGCUGGUAGGGGGAAAGUCGCUUGUGCUAAAAAACUAGCCGUUCAAAUGGAGCAAAAGACCGUUUACUCGCUUACUCAAGCAGCCAGCUGCCUCUUGGAAAGAGUUGCAUGUUGCAUUGAACAUGGGGAGCCUGUUCUGCUUGUCGGAGAAACAGGAACGGGAAAAACUGCUACCAUUCAGCUCCUGGCUCAAAAAGCCGGUCAAAAACUGAAGGUCAUCAACAUGAAUCAACAGAGCGACAGUGCAGACUUGCUUGGCGGAUACAAACCGGUUGAUUUGAAAAUGACUGUAGAACCAGUUCGUUUGGAAUUCGAAACACUCUUUUCCAAUACCUUUGACAGGGGGAAAAAUUCCAAAUUUUUGAACCAUGUUGCAUUGUGUUUUUUAGGUCGGCGCUGGGACGCAUUGUUGUUUCUGAUGCGCUGUACUCUGACAAAAGCUCUCAAGAAGCCUGAGAGUGACAUAAACAGUUGGAAGGAACUAGAUUCCAAAUUGGAGAGGCUUGAGACUCAACUAAAAUCUGGACAGUCGUCCCUGGCAUUCCAGUUUGUGGAGGGAACUUUGGUAAAAGCUGUCUCUGAAGGUGGCUGGGUAUUGCUGGAUGAAAUAAAUUUGGCCACCGCUGAAACUUUGCAGUGUCUCUCUGGACUCUUGGAAGGAAACCACGGCUCUCUUCAUUUGCUUGAACGUGGAGAUACAAAACCAAUCAAACGCCACCCUGCCUUCAGACUCUUUGCCUGCAUGAAUCCAGCAACUGAUGUUGGAAAAAAGGAUUUGCCAUCAGGAUUGAGAAACAGAUUUACCGAAUUUUACGUUGCUGAAUUGACGGAGAAAAAUGAUUUGAUUCAACUAACUGACUCAUAUAUGAGUGGUCAAGGACUUUAUCCAAAAGAUUUGGAUAACAUUGUCAAUUUGUAUUUGAAAUUGAAGUCUGAAGCAAAUAAAACUCUUGCUUCUGGAACGGGUCACAAACCUCAUUACAGUUUACGGACGCUCUGCCGAGCUUUGUCGACAGCAUCGAAAAACCCUUGUGGGCAGAUUCGCAGGUCUCUGAUGGAGUCCUUCAGCCUGAGUUUCUUGACACAGUUGGACAAGGGUUCCCAAGAAACUGUGCUGAAACUCAUUGUUCAGUUCAUUCUUGACAAAGAUGCCAAAAGUGUUAUGAAAAAACCAAUUGCCAAACCAGAGAAUGGUGACGCCAUUAACGUUGAAGGCUUUUGGGUGCAGUCAGGAACUUUGGAACCAAAAGUUCCAGACAAUUACAUCUUGACCCCAAGUGUGAGGAACCAUUUGAGGGAUUUAGCAAGAGCUGUUGCUCUUGAUCAAGCACCUGUACUUCUUCAGGGUGAAACUUCUGUUGGCAAAACAAGUUUGAUCACAUAUCUGGCUAACAUAACGGGCCACACAUGCUUGCGAAUCAAUAACCACGAGCACACUGACCUUCAAGAGUACCUUGGGCAGUACAGCGCUGACACUGAUGGUGCUCUAACAUUCAAGGAAGGUGCUCUCGUAGAAGCCAUGCGAAAUGGUUAUUGGGUCAUCUUGGAUGAGCUCAACUUGGCUCCAUCAGAUGUGUUAGAAGCUUUGAACAGAGUGCUGGAUGACAACAGAGAACUUUUCAUUCCUGAGACGCAGACCUUGGUCAAAGCUCAUCCUAGAUUCAUGUUGUUUGCCACACAGAACCCUCCUGGGCUGUAUGGUGGUCGAAAACUUCUAUCUCGGGCAUUCAGAAAUCGCUUUGUGGAGCUACACUUCAGUGAAUUUCCACCUUCAGAGUUGGAGACCAUUUUGCAGGAGAGAUGUCAACUGCCUCCUUCAUACGCCAAGAAGAUGGUUGCAGUCAUGAACACUUUGCAGCUCAGGCGUAGAGAAAGUGCCGCCUUUGCUGGAAAGCAGGGAUUCAUGACUUUAAGAGAUUUGUUCAGAUGGGGUGAAAGGUACAGGCUGGCAGACUCUAAAACUGGGAAUUAUGAGUGGGAGCAGCAUUUGGCUGAUGAAGGAUAUUUGGUUUUGGCUGGACGAGUUCGGCGCCAUGAAGAAGCGCAAGUCAUCGAAGAAGCUCUCCAGAAGCACUUUAAGUGUAAGGUGGAUCCUGACAGACUGUUCUCUUGGAGCUCUAGAACGUCAAACACUACCAGAGCAAUUCUAAAAAAUGUGCUUGAGUCAGCAGUUUCUGGCUUUGAUCACAUUGUUUGGACGUUUAAUAUGAGACGUUUGGCAGUACUUGUUGGAAAAGCAGUCCAAUUCAAAGAACCAGUGUUGCUGGUUGGCGAAACAGGCUGUGGGAAAACCUCUGUGUGCCAACUUCUUGCUGCGCUUGAAAAAAAGCAGCUGCACUAUGUCAACUGCCACAUGCACACCGAAGCCGCCGAUUUCCUAGGCAGUUUGAGGCCUGUGCGAAACCACGAAGAAAGCGAUGGCAAGCUCUUUGAGUGGGUUGAUGGCCCACUAGUUAUGUCAAUGCUUGGCGCUGACUGGUUCUUGGCUGACGAGAUUUCCCUGGCUGACGAUAGCGUGCUGGAACGUCUGAACUCCUUGCUUGAACCUGAGCAAACACUUCUCCUUGCUGAGAAAGGUGGUGAUAUUAUCACCGCAACAGAAGGAUUCCAAUUUGUGGCUACAAUGAAUCCAGGCGGUGAUUUUGGCAAAAAAGAGCUGUCCCCAGCAUUGAGGAACCGUCUUACUGAAAUCUGGUGCGAAGGAUGUGAGACGAGAGCAGAUAGAAUUGCAGUUGCUGAAAAAUCACUUAAUUCUGGGCUUUUCUUUGGAAACCAAGAAGACUGCACAUCUGGAGUUGGGAGAUGCGCUGCUGAUUUCAUUGAUUGGCUGCAGAAAACCAGUAUGGGGUCAAGGCUGCCAUUCAGCGUUAGAGAUUUGCUGACGUGGAUUCACUUCAUCAACACUGUCACUGAAAAUACCAAACAAAAUCAAUUGACAUCAAUUGACAUUGGUUCAGCGUAUAUUCAUGGUGCUUGCUUAACCUUCUUGGACAGCUUAGGAUCAGGGCUAACCGCAAAUGCAAGCCCCUCAGACAUCCGCCAAGCCAGAAUUGAGGCAAUCAAUUUUCUAGAAGCACAAGUUAAAACCAUAACUGGAACUGCCCCUGCAUUCAGUCCAAUCAGGGAAAAAGUAGGGAGAAUCAUUUCUGACGAUAGAAAAGUUGGAUUGGAACCAUUCUUUAUUGAAAGAGGCCCUGUGGAAAACUGCAGCUUUCCAAGCGAGUUCAUGUUUGAUGCACCAACAACCAGCAGCAGUGUCACUAGACUCCUUAGAGCUCUCCAACUCAGCAAGCCAAUUUUGUUGGAGGGAAGCCCUGGUGUGGGUAAAACAAAUCUUGUUCAAGCACUGUCAAAAGCAUCAGGACAUUCUCUGACUCGCAUCAAUCUUUCUGACCAAACGGAUGCAUCUGAUUUGUUUGGAGCCGAUUUGCCUGUGGAGGGAGGAUUGGGUGGGCAGUUUGCCUGGAGAGAUGGUCCAUUUUUGCAGGCUCUCAAAGCUGGAGACUGGAUUGUGCUGGAUGAGCUCAACUUGGCGUCCCAAUCGGUCUUGGAAGCUUUGAACGCUUGCCUAGAUCACAGAGGAGAAGUCUACAUUCCUGAAAUUGGCAGGUCUUUCAAGGUCAACUCCAAAACUACCAGAAUAUUUGGCUGCCAAAAUCCCCAGAGGCAGGGUGGGGCCAGGAGAGGGCUCCCAAAAUCUUUCCUCAAUAGAUUUACUGAAGUUUACAUUGAAUCCUUGACGGCUGUGGAUAUGCACUUCAUUGCACAAUCUCUGUUUCCCGAGCUACCAUCUGACCUUCUUGAAGGCAUGGUCUCUUUCACCCACAGAGUAGCUCAGGAGACUACUGAAUUGAGGCAGUGGGGAUUCAGUGGUGGACCGUGGGAUAUGAAUCUUAGAGACCUCUCAAGAUGGGCUCUCGCUACUAAGGAAAAAGGCUCAUGCGAUGUUGGUGCAGGAGGUGCAGCAUACCUGAUCUAUUUUAGUAGGAUGAGAACCAUCAAAGAUAUAGAAAAGAUGUCUGUUGCGUAUGAGGAAGAAGUAGGCCAAAAAUGGCCCCUGCCUAAAGGUCGGCCCACUUUGAGCAUAACUGAAGAGAAAGUCAUAAUUGGAGGUGUUGCACUCCCAAGGUCCAACUUCCAAGUUGACGCACCUUUCCUUGUGCUCAGAUCAUCUUACUACAUUUUGUACUCACUGGCAUGCUGCGUACAUCACAAAUGGCUUUCCAUUUUGGUUGGAAGUGCAGGCAGUGGGAAAAGCAGCGUAGUUUCUCUUCUUGCAGCACUCACAGGCCAGCAACUGAAAGUGCUGGCAAUGAAUUCGUCCAUGGACACAACGGAAAUUCUCGGUGGCUUUGAGCAGACCGACUUUGGCCGGCAUUUAGAUGAACUUGCCUCUCGAGCCGAGGUCCUAGUGAAGCGCAUCGUGUGUCGACUGCUCUCCGAGAAGAGCAACUUGAUUGCUCAAAGACUUCUCGCGCUGUGGGAACACUACCUAGAGACUUCCAGAGAGAAUCAACAAAAAAGGACCGUGACACUGGAAACGCAGCUCUUUCACAAGAGGGCAAAACUUUUGGGCGAAAUUCUAGAGAAACUUGAGACAUAUUCUUCAGAGGCGAGAGACAUGAAAGAGCAGGUGCACCAAAUAGCUCAACGUGCCUUGGAAGCCGGCGCUCUCAAUGCAGGUGGAAGAUUUGAAUGGGUCGACAGCCUUCUUGUCAAGUGUUUGAGAGAUGGUACCUGGCUUUUAGUGGAAAACGUGAACAUGUGCAGCGCUGCGGUUCUUGACAGGCUCAACGCACUCCUAGAACCAGGCGGCUGCCUAACACUUGGCGAAAGGGGGGUGAAUAGCCAAGGCGUUCUGCACACCGUGGUCCCUCACCCCAAUUUCAGACUUUUCUUCACCAUGGACCCCAAAUACGGUGAAAUCUCGAGGGCAAUGAGGAACAGGGGAGUAGAAAUUUAUGUGCACAGCCCUGACGAAGGAAGCAACGCGCUGCCAACAUUGGAUUUGUGUGCUCUGCUCUCCAGCUGUGGCCUUAGUUUCCACUGCGAGCAACAGACUCUAAUAACCGUGCACAAAGCUCUCGGAGCAAGCUCCUCUGCUAUGGACCCAGCGCUGAAGCUCUCGUCGCUUAUGCAGGCGGCGGUGCUAGUUUACCAGAACAAAUUGAGAGGCAGUUCGAUUAAGGAGGCAAUGCGAUUUGCCUGUGUGGACGUGUUUGUUAAGCCUAAAUCCACCGCUGAAAGCAAGAAACAAGCUUUGCUAUUGCUGGAUGAAAUUUUAGAUAAAGCACUUUUCGUUGAAAGUGAAUUUGACAGCAUCCCGCAAAGCGUGACUCAAAACCUAACCAUGGUUCAUUAUGGAAGUGCUCUUGCUCAAGCGAAGCAAGACUGCGCACUUUUGCUCGCAUGCCUUGCAACAGAAGAAGGCACAACAGACUUUUUGAACAAAGUUUGUGAUCUGAGCUCUAGCUUGUCAAUCGCUACUGUGAGUUUGCGUAUCCCUCUGCUCCUUUGGAUUUACAAAUUGUCAACCUUGAAAGAAGUAAAACUGAGACAUGCCGUGAUUGAGAAAACUUGCCAGGGAGCACUGCGCCAACUAUCCACCAAAAUGAAAGACGCCAUAGUUGCUGCCCAACCAACUAGUGAUUUGGCAGUCAUGGACGAUUAUCUGCAAUUGUGUUUGUGGAUUGAAAAUUUGUCCAUUACCCCAGAGCAAAAAGUUACAACCACGCAAAAGGGAGGAAAAAUGACAGCUUUGCAGUACUCGCAGGCUGUUGAAUCAAAGAAAGUUCCAGCAAACAUGAACAACUCACCUGUUCUGGUCAAACUAUCAAAGCUUCUCAGUGCGACCGAAAAUUGCCUUGAAGCACUUGGUCGGUCACAGGCGAGGCUCUCACUGGAGGAGUUUGAAACUGUGCGCAGAGGCUUAACUUGGAGGAACCAUAUUUUCAACUUCGCCUGCGGUGCGACUUUGAGCAAAGCUACAGUUGCUGAAGUAGUGCAGACGCUGACCACCCAUUUCAACUGGCUCAAAAAACACCUGCUCAAUCCCAUCAUUUCAUUGAAAUGUGACCUACCUGAACUGCGGCACUUGAAAAAACUUGCUGACGAGGUGCGUGUUUCAAUCGAGGAUCAUCCAUUGAAAAAGCUCGCAUUCUUAGCGUUGCCAAAGAUUGGGCAACCGCUGCCUUUCAGAAGUUUGAAUCAUCUGCAGGCAAAAUCAAAGCUCGACGAGCUGUCAGAGCUUUUGCUCAUUUGGCCGACAAAUGACAAGAGUCAUUGGAGCAAAGUUAUCUCUUGGCUAGGAACAAAGGAUGGUAGCUGCGCAAAAAACCUGCUCAUCUCCUCAAUGAAGAGUUUGCACAUGCGAAAUGAUAUUCCUAGUGAUGAUAUCACUAGCCUAGAGAGCAGCGUGAAUCUGCUGAAUGAAUUUACGUCCCAGACGAAAUCAUUUAGUGUGGAUUCAUUAAUCCAUGACUAUCUCCGCCUGCUUCUUCUGUGCAAGACAAGGAGUGACUUGCAAAACAACCUACUGUCGCUGGAAUACCUUUUGGAAAAUCUCAAGAGAGACCCCAUAUCCCAGGCUGACAUGUUGGCGCUCGUUAGUUUAGUCAUUGAAGACCCCAAACGGGAAUGCCACCGGCUGAAUUUGGAAUCAAGCAUUCUGCAGUGGCUCUUGAAUAGUUCUCCUGUUCUUAAUGCGCCACUCAAAUGGCUUGAAUGGACUGAAAAUACAGAGAAAAUUGAACACAAAGAAUUCUUUGAAGCAGAUAAUGAAGAAAUCAGCAAAAAACUCGCAAAAGUCAGUCCUGACUCGGCAGUUCUUUCUUUGCUUGCCAUGUUCCAAGUCUUCAGCUGUGGAAACAAACUGGGAGAGGCAUUUGACCACCAGAAAAACAUGCAAAAAAUUUCCUCUUUCAUUUGGCAAGCAACUGAAAGUCUGAGCUUAGAUUCGCUUAACCAAAUGAACAAUGAGCUUGAAUUGGUGAAAAAAUCAUUUGAUGAGAUUUUACGGGCACUGAGUCCUGCAUCAGCUGAGGAAGUCUCAAUCCAAGACAAAGUGUCCUCAUUAGACAAAGUUACGACUUACCAGCCGCUUCUGGAAUCAUGCAGCAAUCUGGCCCAGCUGCUUUCCAACUUUACUCUAAGCUGGUCUGUCAUUGGAAAAGCAAACGUGCUCCUGGGCUUCAUUACGCUGACCUUAACUUGUGCGCUUUCGCCUGUCGAUCCUGUGCAGAAAAAUUCUCUCAAAUUGAAGUACACUCUGCAAGAUUUGUCUGACUCCGAGGUGUGCUUAUAUGCAAAUGAGUUACUUGCCCGUGUUAGGGGAGACACAACUAAAACAGAUCCUGAGCCAAGGCAACAACAUCCUCUUGUUAAGAUGUUACUUGAACAUUGUGAAAAUUUGAAGGAGAAAAAGGACAAGCUUUCCAUCACAACAGCUACUAGACCUGAAAAAAACCUUUAUUCAGAAAUCAAGAAGAUGGUGACCCAGUACUGCAAUACACUGGCUUCCACAGGCACAGCUCUUCAUAUUGCAGAUGAGCUUUUCCGCAUCUCAAACGGUGAAGAUGGAAAUUUGGAUUUGCUCCUUAACCAAGAAGAGACCUGGCAGCUUUCGCAAAACAAAUUCUGCAAGGAUCUGAAAAAGAUAGGAGCGCACUAUCCAGAUAUCGUGGAUCCAAUUUUCUUGGCUGCAUGCAGAAUUCGCUACGGAAUGUAUCUCAUGCGUUGUGGUGCCAUCAAGCGAAACCAACAUCUGCAGAAUAUUUUGAGCUCAACCUGCAGUUUUCCUUGCAUCUCUCGUCAAAACCCAACAUUAUUUGACUUGGUGAAACAGUGCACAAAGCUACCAAGAUUGACUGCUUCAGAAGUGCUGGACCAAAAGUUCAAACAUCUUCUUCAUAAGUUGAAGAUGAGUUCUUUUGAGGAGUUGAAGUUCCAAAUUUUGGCUCGAGGAAGCUUGGACAAAGAUUCUUGUAAAGUUUUCAUAUCGGAACUCAGUGGACUCGCCAGUUUGUGGAAACUCCAAUUGGAGGAGAAGGAGCAGAGGGAAAAAGAAGCGCAGAGCUUGUACAAAAUGAAGAGCACCAAGGAGGUUGAAGAGGCAGAAUUAAAGAAAACCUUCCCACUGUUCCAUCAAGAGUUUGAAGAUGUUGCUGGAAAUGUAGUAUACCAGAAAAUGGACGCUGAUGUGCAGAUCACAGAUGCAGAGCCAGAAGACUUUGAUCUCAUCACUGAUGAGGAUAUGGCCAGCAUUGGGUACAUUCACGAACAGGUGUUUGUCAGUACCACCCAGAAACCGUGGCUGGAAAAACCAGUCGUGGCAUUGCCAGAAUAUAACGUGGAACCACUGAAAUGUAGGCUUGAAGUCCUCAAUUCUCUGCUUCCACAUGCUUUCUAUUCACUGGACAAUACCUUCGACAAGGCUCUCUCAGGAACAUUCCUACUGGCCCUGAAUCAUGACACUGACUAUUCAAAACGGCCUUAUGACUUCUACCGAGAUCCUCUGCCCAGCGAAGCAGUUAAAGGCUUGCCAUUAUUGAAGGCCAUUUUGCAGCGGGUGCAUGAGCUGAUGCAAGAAUGGCCGGAACACCCAACCCUCCAAACCCUUGAAACUCUUUGUGACCGGCUGAUGACCUUCCCAUCAAAGAGUCCCUUGGCUCGAUUUUUGUGCGGCUUUGAGCUUCUACUGUCCCAACUUCAGUCUUGGGAGGCUCAUGCGCACACAGGAGUGAGUAUGGGAGCUCUAAGCCAGGCAGUGGCUGAUCUAGUGCUAGAGUGGCGCCGGCUGGAGCUGCAGAAGUGGACAGAGGCUCUCGACUCUGUCGAGUACAAAUGCAAACAGAAGGCGUUCAGUCGUUGGUGGUGCCACCUGGCAACCCUGAUUGACCCUACUGGACACCAAGACAGCUUUUCUGUUCAAGACGUGAUCAGUGCUAUCCAGCAGUUUAUGGAACAGUCCACAAUGGGUGAUUUUGCCGUGAGGCUCAGAUUAUUGAAGGCUUUCUAUUGCCAAGCCUCACAUGGUCAGGGAUCACAGUUUCAAGAUUUGCAGAAAGUCCUGUGGAACGCCUUCACGUUCUACUCGCAGUUCUUGCAACCGGUUUUAAACCGGCUGAAGAGCUUGAGAGCUCCAAUUGGAAAGAAACUGAAAGAGGCGGUUAAAAUCGCCAGGUGGACUGAAACAAACUACUGGGCUUUGAGACAGAAAAUUGAAAAGACACACAGAACCCUGUUCAAGCACAUGAGAGAUUAUCAAGAAGUUCUUGAUCAAAAAGCGUCUACAGCCAUGAAUGUGCCCCCUGUGGUGUUGAAAGAGUGGAGUCUAGAUAUGAAUGUCUUGGCCUACCUUUCUAGCAUCAAGCCUGACGCCACAUUGUUGCAAGAUGAUUCGCUUGGGGCUAAUUCUUGGUUUAAGAAAGCAAAGAAGCUGUGCAAAGAUAUGAUGUCAAGCUACCGCUACCCUGAGAUCAUCAAACAGAUUUCUGACAUUGUUUUGGAAAUUGAGGACACUACAAAGCUUGUUCUUAGCCAAGGAGCUUCUCCUGGGAAAAACCAUGACAAAGAAAAGUUCAAAUCUGACCAAAAGAAUCUGCUGCAAAGAAAGAGAAAAGCAGUUGCUGACACCUUCAAAUCCAUUCAACAACUGGGGGUUUCUUACCGAACGGGUUCAAUCCACAAGUUCAACUUUUCUCUUGAAUACUUCCUAAUGGAUCCCUUUGACGUUUUGGCUUGCAAUGAAGCCCCCCAACAGAAACCGGAGGAUGAUCUGCAAAAAGCGUGGAGUGGUUGCAAAGAACAAUUAGCAGCAUGCGUGGCAAAAAUGUCCCAGCUGUCUGCAGCUCUCACAAAACCAUCAAGUGAACUAGGCCCUAAUGAUUUAGAAAAAUGUCAAGGAAAUGCUUUGCAUCUCAUGGAAAUGUUAGUAAAUGAACACAACCUUCUGAGCAAAGUCAGCAAUGAUGUAAACAUGCUUGGUGUUAAUCUUCAACCGCUGCUAGAUGCUUCCGUUUAUUCUGCUGAGAAUUACAAUCAUACCAGAGAGGUCAUCUCCAACAUAAUCGGAAGUGCUGCGGUUUGGAUCAGCCAGUUUACAACCUUACUCAAAGCAUACCCAAAGUCUGACGAUCUUGACAAUGUGCAGCUGAUGCCAAACGUAAAGACUCCAAAUGCCCUCUCGGUUGCUCAAGCCUUGGAUUCAGCAGAAUCUCUAUUAUCCAAUGUUGAGAAUAUUAGAUCAAUUCUGAUGAGUUUGGACGUAGAUUGCGGUCCCAUCGUUGGCGAAGUUUCUCUAGGAAAACUGAACAACUGCAAACCUUUCUUGGAAGAUAUGACCAAAAAAAUCACAAAGUUGAAAGAUGUAGCACCGAGCUGCACAAUGGACACCAUUGAUUGGCUCCACGAUGAGUUGUCAAGAGCAGUCUCGCUUAUUUCCAAACCCUUAACGACCUCCUCUUCAGGUGUCCAUGAAUUGGAUGUCUUGCUUGAGAAGACACAACAGGCAGCUCUUUUGAAAAUCCAAAAGUUAUACAAAUCACUUAAAAGUAGACCACAAUCAAGUUCGGAAACAGAGUUUGAAGAAAUGCUUUUGUUGAGCAACACAAAGAAAACUUUAAAAGAAGAUGUGGACCUCUUGAGCAUAGGAGAAAUCAGCAAGUUAGUUGCUGAGUUGGAUCUUGUACUUGCACAAUCACCAGAGGCUCUGGCUAAAGUGAAGAAAAUUGCGCCUCUCAUCCACCAAGUUCAACUGCUUGCAAAAUAUUUUGCCGUCCAACUUGCCAGCUCUUUGAAUGUGUCUUCCCAACUUCUGUGCCAGUACUUGUGCUUGGCCACCAUGCUUGUCCAGAAGGGAUUCAACAUGCCCCCAGAGAUGGCUGAUGAAAAGGAAGGAGAGGGAGAAUCCGAACCUUCCCAGGGAAUGGGGCUUUGCGAUGGAGAAGGAGAGAAAGAUGUGUCUGACCGGCUUGAAUCAGAAGAUCAGCUUGAGGGCGCCAGACAGGAGGGCGACCCUGAAGAGGAACCAGCAGACAAAGAUAUCCCGGAGGAAGACAACGGUGUUGAUGUCAGUGACGACUUUGAGGGUAAACUACAGGAUGUAGGAAAAAACAAAGAAGGGGAGGAUGAUGAUGGCAGCGGUGAUGAAGAAGGCGAUGAGGAUGUGGACAAACAGAUGGGAGAGACUGGCGAGGAAACAGAAAAUCUUGACAAAGAAGUUUGGGGCAGUGACGAGGAAGAGGAAGAAGGUGAAAUGGAUGAGACUGAGAACGGGAAAGGAGAGAAAGAUGACGUCGUUCCUGAAAUUGGAGCUGCUGAGGACGGAGAAGGCCCUGAGGGCACCCAGGAAAAGAAGGACUGGGACGCUCAGCAGCAGAACGAGUUCCCAGAAGACCAAGUCGAUACCCAGCAUGCCAAAAAUGAGCAACCUCCUGAGCCUGAAGCUCUUGAUUUGCCAGAUGAGCUGAAGCUUGAUGGUGAUCAGGAGGAUGAAAAUAAUGAGGAAGAGUCAGGAGAAAACCCAUUCGAGACUGAAGAGUUGAAAGAUAUCAAAGAGCAGCCUGAGGUUGAGGAAAAUGCUGAGCCUAUGGAAGAAAAAAGCACUGAAGAGAACCAGAUGGACGCUGAUGAUUCUGGAGAUGACGAAGAACAGAACUUUGAGAAAACUGGGGACAGCAAAGAAGGUGACGAAGAAGGAGAAGACAGCACUGACAAAGAGCAAGAAGGUCGUGGGGAGGAGAUGGACGAAGACACUCCUGAUAACCAGGAUGUUGAACCUGAUAAAGAUUAUGAAGGAGAGGACAAAACCGAGAGUAAUGAAGAUAAAGCUGAGGCAGCUCAAUCAGCAAAGUCUCAAGAUAAGGCCUCCCAAAACGAUUCAACAUUUGACCAAAAGGAGAACAACUGGGGUGGAGAGGCUGAUGAGGACAAGGGCCAGGAAGGUGUGGCUGAACAAGACGAAGGGCACGCAUCUGCAUCUCAGAAGGAUAGCAAAAUGGCUGCCCCUGCAGAAAAGCAGAUUGGCAAACAGGAACCAAGAGAAAGGAAAAAGCCAGGCAAAACAGAUGAUUCUCACACUUUAGGUGACGUGAAAGAGCCUGUUCAAAAGAAGCUAAGACUGGCUGACGAUAUGGCUAUGGAAACAGGGGAAGAUGAGCACAGCGAAGAAGAGGAGGGCAUGCAGAAGGAUGAUGGUGCAGAUUUGCAUCAACAUGUGAAAGAAGCAAAAUCAAGCACAACCCAGACCAUGGAUGCUGCUACAAAGGAGCAAGCGAUAGAGCAAAAGCCGGUUGUUGGCCAGGAGGAUGACAAGCCGCCCAAAGACGAGGAAAUGGAAAUUGUUGAAGAAGUGGAGGAAGAGAAAAAUGACGGCCCGCAGAAAGAACUAAAGGCGGAGAAAACAAAGGGAGUGGAUAAGCCGGAAAAAAGUGAAGACGGUCAGCAACCUAGAGGAGAAACUUCAAAAGAACAGGUGGAAGUGGAAGGUGACAUUGUCAACACUGAAAAUGUGCCACGCGGUGGCGCCUGCACUGCCCACACUCAAAUCAUGGAAAAGAGCAGUGGUGACGAAUUGAGUCCUGAGGAAGUGCAAGCCCUCAGAGAACAUUUGGAAAAACAGUUGGCCUCGUGGACAUCCCCGCCUGCAAGUGCAGAAGCCUUUCAAACAUGGACUCAGUUCUUGUCGGCCACUGCAGCCUUGUCCAGGGAUUUGUGCGAGCAGCUGAGACUUGUGCUUGAACCAACUCAAGCUGCGAGGCUAAUGGGUGAUUUCAGAACGGGGCGCAGAAUCAACAUGCGAAAGGUGAUCCCAUACAUUGCCAGUGAAUUUAGGAAAGACAAAAUCUGGCUGAGGAGAACAAAGCCAAGUAGGCGAAGGUACCAGAUUGUGCUGGCACUUGAUGAUUCCUCAAGCAUGGCAGAAAACCACUCAAAAGAGUUGGCCUUCGAAUCGUUGGCUCUGGUGAGCCAGGCGCUCACCCUCUUAGAAGCUGGAGAGCUGGGCGUUGUCAGUUUUGGGGAAGAGCCAAAGAUCUUGCACCAGUUGGAGACUACUUUCAAUGAAGAGAGUGGAGCUAGGCUGCUGCAACAGUUGAGCUUCAAUCAACGGCAGACUCGUGUAGGACGAAUGGUCAACUUCGUAUCGUCGAUGCUGAGUGCAACAGGCAGGCAGUCCAACAGUGAUGUUGCCCAACUCUUGCUUAUUGUGUCGGAUGGAAGAGGAAUUUUCAGUGAAGGGCGCGAGGUUGUUGAGCAGGCGGUCAGGGCCGCGAAAGAAGCUGGUGUAUUUAUUAUUUUCCUCGCAAUUGAAGAUCCUCAGAGCAAGGACUCAAUUCUGGACAUAAGGAUGCCCGUUUUCCACAAUGGGAAGCUGCAAAUGAUCUCGUCCUAUCUGGAGAAUUUCCCGUUCCCGUACUAUUUGAUUUUAAGGGACAUUGAGAGUUUGCCCUCUGUCUUGAGUGACGCUUUGAGACAGUGGUUCGAAUUGGUAGCAGUAGAUGUAAGAAAAUAAGCUGACGUGGAGAAAUGUACUGUUUGUUAGUUCAGCAAUAAUAAAAUUACCUUUCAAAAUAUUUA
Cloeon dipterum is the source of this 15492-nucleotide messenger RNA. Its product is annotated as midasin. The transcript is spliced from 74 exons. The coding region runs from base 179 to 15427 and encodes 5082 amino acids. Lineage: Eukaryota; Metazoa; Arthropoda; Insecta; Ephemeroptera; Baetidae. Gene Ontology annotation, cellular component: preribosome, large subunit precursor; nucleus. Gene Ontology annotation, biological process: ribosomal large subunit export from nucleus; ribosomal large subunit assembly. Gene Ontology annotation, molecular function: ATP binding; ATP hydrolysis activity. The record is from RefSeq and is a predicted model, not a curated record.